Nelumbo nucifera (sacred lotus) is the source of this 1961-nucleotide messenger RNA. RefSeq names its product glycosyl hydrolase 5 family protein-like. The record is from RefSeq and is a predicted model, not a curated record. Gene Ontology annotation, biological process: polysaccharide catabolic process. Gene Ontology annotation, molecular function: hydrolase activity, hydrolyzing O-glycosyl compounds. NCBI's taxonomy places the organism in Eukaryota, Viridiplantae, Streptophyta, Magnoliopsida, Proteales, Nelumbonaceae.
GCAGGACGGUGUGUUUUGAGCAACCUACAAAUCAAAGGAAGGGGCUCAGUUGAGUCGAUUGUGAUUUUGGGAAUCAUGAAGAAGCUUCCUUUCUUGCUUUUCAUCAUCCUUUCUUUUCUGCUCCUGUCUCCCAACGUUUUGCUGCAACACCAUGUGAUGGCUCUGCCACUUUACACUAAUUCGCGGUGGAUCGUCGACGGAGACGGGCACCGGGUGAAGCUGGCGUGCGUCAAUUGGGGGGCACACCUCGAAGCCAUGGUGCCCGACGGCCUGAGCAGGCGGUCGUUGGACAUGAUCUCGAAGGAGAUUAUAUCUUUGGGAUUCAACUGCGUUCAGCUCACGUGGCCACAGUUCAUGGUCAACGACGAGUCUUUGGCUUCGGUUACCGUCCGACAGUCGUUCAAGAACCUUGGUCUUCUUGAAUCCAUCGUCGGCAUCCAAGUCAACAAUCCGUCUCUGCUUGAUCUUCCCCUUGUUUCUGCUUACCAGGCCGUGGUAGAUAACCUUGCAGAGAAAAAUUUGAUGGUCAUAUUGGAUAAUCGCAUAAGCAAGCCGGGUUGGCAUCAUAGCAACUUCAACGGUGACAAGUACUUUGACACGGAUCUAUGGAUCAGAGGGCUAACUCGAACGGCAACCAUAUUCAAUCACACAAUCAAUGUUGUUGGCAUGAGCCUAAGCAAUGAGUUUGAAGGAAACAAGCAGAAUGUGAACAAUUGGUACAGGUACAUGCAGAAGGGUGCUGAAGCAGUGCAUGCAGCAAGUCCAAACGUUCUUGUUAUACUUUAUGAGCUGAAUUAUGAUGAAGACUUUGCUUUCUUUGCCAAGCAGCCAAUGAACCUACCAUUUACAAGGAAGCUAGUGUUUGGGGUUCACUGGUCCGGAUUUUCGGAUGAAAAGGCCUGGGAGACAGGCGACCUGAACCAGCUCUGUGGAAAUGUGGUUGAUAAACUGAUGAUGGAAGGACAGUUUGUGUUGGGCGAAGGGUGGCCAUUGUUUCUCAGUGAUUUUAGGCCAGAUCUGAGAGGCGGCAACGUAAAUGACAUUAGGUUCUUGAAUUGCUUAUUAGGUGUUGCAGCUGAAAAGGACUUGGAUUGGGCUCUGGGAACAGGUAUAGAUGAGGCUUAUGGGCUCUUGAACUCAGAGUGGUUUGGGACUGGCAAUGCAAGUCCCAUGAAGAGGGUAUCUCUACUCCAGUCUCCCUUCCUAGAUGCAGGUCCUGAUGAUCUUUUAAAUGUAAGGCCACAUGAGAUGAUUUUCCAUCCAUCAACCGGCCUUUGUGUUUUGAGAAAGUCUGUAAUAGAGCCACUGAAGCUGGGGUCUUGUGUGGAAUCCGAGUCAUGGGCCUAUACACCCCAAAAGACUUUAGUGGUGAAGGGAACAUAUUUUUGCUUACAAGCCGAUGGGGUGGGGAAGCCAGCCAAGCUUGGAAUCAUCUGCAACGAUCCUGGUUCAAAAUGGGAUUUAAUAUCAGAUACCAAGAUGCAUCUUUCAUCCAAACUUGCUGAUGGAAGCAGUGUGUGCUUAGAUGUUGACUCCAGCAACUCCAUCAUCACUAAUCCAUGCAAAUGCUCGAGUGGUGCGCCUAACUGUGACCCUACAAGUCAAUGGUUCAAAAUCGUUACCACCACAACAAGUUCAACCACUGCAAAACACCCCAAUGGAAACCAAGAAGAAUAUUAUUAUGAACCAACUAAUUAAUUGUGAGAGACCGAUUUCAAUUUUAGAGUACAUGUUGGGAGAGGGAAGGAGCACCCAAUAUAUUAUAAUAAACCAGUCAAAAAUGUUAGGUAUGAUCAUUUGGAGAAACUUGACUAAUUAUAUGCUUGCAUAAGAAUGUCAAUGUAAGGGUGUAAAUUGUAUAUAUGUUGUAUUGUAUAUUAGAUCGAUUAUUAGUACCCAAAUGUUGUUGUAAAAAGGAUUAAAAGAUUAAAUGGUAACUAUGAGCUUAGGGCUCUUUAAUA